Messenger RNA from Spodoptera littoralis (African cotton leafworm), 660 nucleotides. NCBI's taxonomy places the organism in Eukaryota, Metazoa, Arthropoda, Insecta, Lepidoptera, Noctuidae. The record is from the annotation of a GenBank genome assembly.
AUGGUUUUAUUAAAAAACGGCGCUAGAAUUUUAUUUAAAAAGCAUGGUUUAUACAGUUUUCAGGGUCAUUACGUAAAUAGAUUAAAUGAUGAAAUUAGAUGUCAAUGUCAAGGCACAGAGCAACAGAAAAGAACCCUAUUUAAUUUUCCUAAAAAAGACAGAGUCCGUGAAUACCGAGGAAGGCAGCUGGUAGGCCAUACCAUGGAUCAAAUGUUCGAGGUUGUCUCGGAUGUUGAUAAUUACCAUAAGUUUCUUCCAUGGUGCAAGAAGUCUAUAGUAAGACAGAGGAAUACACAAAAUCUAAAGGCAGAUUUAGUCAUUGGAUUUCCCCCAAUAAAUGAGUCAUACACUUCAAACGUCACCCUGCUGAAACCACAUCUAGUGAAAGCAGAAUGUAAGGAUGGCAAGCUCUUCCAUCACAUGCUAACUCUAUGGAGAUUUAGUCCUGGGCUCAAAAGAGAACUACAGUCUUGUGUUAUUGAUUUCCAAAUUAGUUUCGAAUUCCGCUCGGCCUUCCAUUCACAUUUGUCGAAUAUAUUCUUUGACCAAGUUGCUCGACAGAUGGAGAGUGCUUUUAUACAAGAAGUGGGUAGACGGUAUGGACCGGCUUCCAUACAUCCUGUAAAUCUACUGUUGAAUACUAGUUCUCACAGAACUUGA